UUUAAUGCACAUGCAGACUUUUUUUUUCAGGUACGCCUAUAAUUUCGGAAUGACGUCCAAAGUGUUAAUCCGGCCAGCACGUAUGUCAGAUUACUCCGCCGUUGUGGAUGGAAUAGGGGAAUUUUACUUUGGCAGGGACUACUUACGACCAAAGUACCCAGAGUUCCUCCAAGAUCCCGAAUUCCUGUCCUUUUUGGCAGAGGUUGAUGGAGAAGUGGUCGGAUUCUACACCGGACAUCUCUUGGACAACAAACAAACACUUGGUAAAAGAGCAGGAAGGAUCAAGCACGGGUUUGAAGGUCAAGGUAUUUUCACCAAGUUGAGUCAUGCCAUCGAGAAGGAAGCGGCAAAAGUUGAAACAGUCAAGUGGGAGGUGAUGACGUGUGCGAAAAAGGCUGCAGAAAGGAUCAGUAAGGGUUUCACCGAACAGAAAGGAUUCAAACUGAUUGUGCACACGAAAGAGUACCAUAUGGACAUCGAGAAGAGCAACAUUCCAAAAGUGGACCCUUCAACUUUUCAGAACGUCCAGGAAAUGACACUCGGGGAUAUGGAAGAAUUUUUCAAAGACGAAGUCACGUGGGAUAGAAUCAUACGCCAAGGCCGAAUAUGUGUUCAUUACGUGCCUUUGCGCCGGGUCAAAGAGAACAUACAGCAUGUCAUCAACCACAGAACGAAAGCUUUCUUGUCUUUUGGUUCUUCAGGGGUCAAGGACGAUGAUGCUCCUGUCGAGAGAGACGUCCGGAAUGCCACCAUGUUCUCCACCAUACACUUCUUCCCAGUGAGCUCGGGUUUGGGUGUUAAUUCUGACUUUUACGGGUCAGUCUACGCAGAUUUGGAAUCCCAUCUACAGAUGCAUAUUCGCCACUUAGCUGAGGUUGAGGACACGAGAAUAAACUGGGCCAUCAACGUGGAUAUAAAUCUCGACUCUGAGGUCACGGAGAGAAUGAAAGAAUGUUUGUCUGCCUACGGAAUAGCUCUCGCACAGAAUCCAAAUUUACUAGAGGAAUUUAUAUUUGAAAGAAAUGUUUCAGCCUCGGAUUCUCAGAUGAAAGGGGCGUUUUAAACACUCAACUAUCCUGCUGUUCCUAGUGAAGCACAUCUAUUUGAGAAUAUUCUGCAAGUGCAGAAAAUCACAACUUAAAGGUUUUUUAACAUGUUCACACUUUCAUGACUUUGAGAAAAUUAAAUAAUGUUGCUGUAUCUCUUCAAAACAUACUGAUAAAGCUUUUAAUUUUUAAAAACC
This is a messenger RNA of Aplysia californica (California sea hare), 1243 nucleotides long. RefSeq lists its product as uncharacterized. Bases 5 to 1063 code for a protein of 352 amino acids. The record is from RefSeq and is a predicted model, not a curated record. Gene Ontology annotation, molecular function: acyltransferase activity, transferring groups other than amino-acyl groups. NCBI's taxonomy places the organism in Eukaryota, Metazoa, Mollusca, Gastropoda, Aplysiida, Aplysiidae. The transcript has 3 exons.